Messenger RNA from Oncorhynchus gorbuscha (pink salmon), 1433 nucleotides. Its product is annotated as guanine nucleotide-binding protein G(o) subunit alpha-like. Gene Ontology annotation, cellular component: heterotrimeric G-protein complex. Gene Ontology annotation, molecular function: G protein-coupled receptor binding; GTPase activity; G-protein beta/gamma-subunit complex binding. The coding region runs from base 145 to 1284 and encodes 379 amino acids. Gene Ontology annotation, biological process: adenylate cyclase-modulating G protein-coupled receptor signaling pathway. Lineage: Eukaryota; Metazoa; Chordata; Actinopteri; Salmoniformes; Salmonidae. The record is from RefSeq and is a predicted model, not a curated record. The transcript has 11 exons.
GCUUUAAUUAAAUUCUGCUUCAGUCUCGCGCUCGUGAUUGGUAUCUUCAUGAUAUGAGCACGGGUCUACUCCACUAAUAAUCCACAGGUGUUAUCUGUUAGGUCAGUUAGCGGCAAGAUUUGACCACCCCAGUUUGUAGCAAAGAUGUUCCGCUUUUUCAAUAUUCUGCCAGCCCCUCUGCAGAUGUGCGUGAGAUCAAUUUGCAUUCACCCCGUACCCGACGUUACUGAGGAUGAGAAAAGGGCGAAAAUUCAAAGCUCUAAUAUAGAACGAGAUUUGUUUGAACAAGCCAAGCUUGAGGUGAACGUGAUCAAAAUAUUGCUACUUGGUGCUACAGAGAGUGGUAAGAGUACCAUGGUCAAGCAGAUGAAGAUCAUCCACAGUCAUGGCUUCUCCAAGCCAGAGCUUAUUUGCUUCAAGGCUGCAGUGUUGGAUAACCUCCUGACCUCCAUGAAGUUUGUGCUGCGCGGCAUGGGACUGCUGAGGAUUAAUCUGGCCAACAAGAAGAACAGGGCCCAUGCCCGCUCUGUGCUGUCCUGUGGCCAGUGUUUCGGGGAGGACGGGGAGCUGCUGCAGUCUGUGGCCCUGUCUUUCUGUGCUCUCUGGGCCGACCAGGGUGUGAAAGCUGCAGCUGCCAGGGGCUACGAGUUCCAACUCAACGACUCGGCGCUCUAUUUCUUUGAGAACAUAAGUCGGAUCAUCUCUCCCAGAUACAUUCCCACUGAGACGGACGUCCUGCGGGUGAGAGUGCGAACCUCCGGAAUCAUCGAGACUCAGUUUCCAGUCAAUCACAUGGUUUUCAGGAUGUAUGAUGUGGGCGGCCAGCGGACCAAGAGGAGGAAGUGGCUCAGCUACUUUGACUGUGUCCGGGCCGUGCUGUUUGUUGUGGCGCUCAGUGACUACGACAUGACCCUGACGGAGGACCGCUCUAUGAACCGGCUACAAGAGAGCCUUGAACUCUUUACCUCCAUCUGCACCAACAUAGUUUUCAGAAGUACCUCAUUGAUUCUGUUAAUGAACAAAAGUGACCUCUUCCAGGAGAAGAUCUUAAACUCAGGAAGGCAUUUGCGACUCUACUUCCCUGUUUACAAAGGAGCCGACUGGGACGUGGAUGCUGCCUCGCGUCACAUCACUGCCAUGUUUGUGGCAUGCAACAGGACCCCCAACAACCGUGUCUUCCACCACUACACCACCGCCACGGACACCCACAACGUACGGGUGGUCUUCCACGUCGUCAUGGACACCAUCGUCAAGGAGAACUUGGAGGCGGUCUCGUUGCUAUAAGACUUUCUACAUUUUAUUGAUGGAUAUUUGUUUUUAUAUAAUUUAACAUAGGUAAUAUUUACUAAUAUGGAUGGACAUUCCUCAUUUUGGAAUUUUUUUCAAUAAUCAUGUUGGUGAUGACGUGUUUUAAUUCAAUAAAAUAUUGUACA